GGCAAAAUGAAAAAUAAAUGAAAACAGAAAAUUGUUCAUACGUUGUUCGUACAUUCUCUCAUACAGAAGACAUAGGUAAAUCCGGUACAGCCUUUCGGAGAGAAAGUUUUUGGUUUGGAAAUUGCAAAGUCAACUGAAAUACAAAGUGAAUUGCAAAACAAAAGUAGAAAUAAAAAUUAAAAAAAAAAAAUAUGUAAAAAUUAAAUUUAAAAAAAACGCGCCAAAAAAAGUUAAACAGAAACUUUUUUAAGUGUACACGGAAAUUUCCCGGAAAAUUGUGCACGCGUUAAGACGUCUUUAUUAGCUCGGCGAGAUCUCUGCACGUGUGCAAGUGUGUCAGGGUUUCGCUAGCUCGGAAAAUUCUAUAAGAACUGCCAGCUGAGAAGAAAAAAGAAGUUCUAACGCAGCCACAACGAAAUGAACAAAAUUUAAUUUGAAGCAUGAAAUGAUUUAAAAUCAGUAUUCUAAAAUGUCAACAUCCUCAUCCUCCGCACAUAUAUUUCGUUCACUCUCAUCCGAGAGUCAGAAGAAAGAAUGGUCUAAGCGUUUAUCCUUGCGUGGCACGCGACAUGUGAGCAACAAUCCAAAGGAUGAGACAAAAAAGCAGAAACUUUUUAGUCGCUCAGCAUCACUAAAGCAAGCCAGUUCUCCACAGCCAUGUUUAGAGUUGCAAGUCCCUGGUCACCAGUCACAUACAACGCAACAGAUGUCAUCUCAGCAGCCUUCAACACCAAAAAAAUCCAACUGGGAGGUGAUUGAACACUUCAAUCCUAAUUCAAAGAGCGGAAAAGCAGCUGUUAGCAGCAGUCUUAUAGCGGCGGGCAUAACACGAUGUAACAUCGAUGAAUCUAUUGACUCAACCAAUUCCAGUUCGACAUGUCAGAGUCCUAUGGUUUAUCAACGUGAUGAAGCGCAACUGCUGCAACAAAAUUAUGAUUCCAGCGAUUCACGUAAUGUUGAGGGAAAUCUGAAUCCCAAUGGCAACCUCAGUCCGACAAUAUCCUUUUGGUUUCGUCUAAAUCGUGUGAUUUUACGUUUAUGCAGUCAGCAUCAAUUCAAAAAUUUACAGGUGGAAAUGCUCUAUCAGCGCUACUUUCUACGUAUGAACCAGAGCAACACAACACACGUCCUGGCGUUGCUAUUGGCACUUAUAGUGGCGCUGUCGAGUGCGCACAUCAUAUUCACGACGCUGCAGUUGCGUCGAAACUUUUCGACAACUUUCGCCGACGUGAAUGCUUCCAACUUCGAGGUUAACGACUACGACACAUUCGAUGCCACAGCGCUGCCAUUCGCUUGGGGGCAAGUGGAGAGCUGGUUGAAGUACGAGCAAAAUGAGACUGCUUUUUUGGAUGAUAAGGGUGGUGAUGAUAGCAUCAAAAGCGGUAGUUACAAUUCAGCGAAACAAAUUAACAAGGAAAUAGCGAAGAAAGCAAUAACUUCACAACCGUUGCCGUCGGGCAAUCAAAACUCUUUAUUGUCAGUGGUAAAUUUCGACAAUGGAUCUGGUAAAGACAAUGAUGACGGGCAUGACUUUGCCGGCAGUGGACCGAACACUUUGGUAGCAACAAGCGCAGUGGAAAAACCUAACUUGCAGUCUUCGGCAUUGGUUUUUUUCUCAAGGCAAAAACGAAAAUUUUCAACGGAGCAUCGCUUUAAGCGUUCAAGAUUGAAAAGAUACGUUGGCACGCAUGCAACGCAGGGAACGCAUGGAACGCAAUCUCAUGCUCGUGUCGAGGAAGCCCAGGAAAAAGGUAGAAACAACAACAACAGCAACAACUCAAGUAGAGGUCGAUGGCGAAAGCGAAGGAAACGUCAAACCACACAUCAAGAGCAAAUCACAAGAGAAAACUAUGGCAACUUUGAUAACGUACGAAGGACUAAAAUAAUAACGUCAAAGGAUAUAUACACAACUCCCAACAAUAACAUAAAAUUAGAAAUGUCAGCGAAUGGCAUACGCUUUGACAACAAAUAUGGCAAUAAUAACAACAAUAACAACAAUAAUAACGCAGAUAACAGCAACAAUAAGAAGAAGAAACAAAAUAAUGAGAAAACCAUUUCCAAAAGACAUAAUGGCAAUAAAAAUUUACCUUACGUUGGCGAUAAAAUUGUUGCUGGCAAUGUUUACGAUGAUGACGAUAUUGUCGGUGAAAACGUGGCGAAUGUCGAAGAUUUGAGUGAUGUUUUGGCACAGAAUAAUCACAAUAAUAAUCAUACGACAAAUGUGCGUUAUACCGCAGACUACAUGGAAAUUGGCCACAACUCAACCGUUACGCAUGAGGAAUCACCAAAUGAGGCUGAAGGUAGUCAGACAACCAGAAGUACAGACUCCAAUCUAUUUGAGUUAGUGCUGAGCGUUAUUAUUGCUAUCGAUGAACGUGUACUGGUAUUUCUAGUUGUGAUGAUUAUUUGUGUCAUCGUUUAUGCUUUUUUGCUGUGCAUUCUAUCUAAGCCUGCCAUGAAUGAAAUUUUUCUAGUGUUGGUGUCCUACGUUAUUGUGGGGACGUUCAUUGCAAUCGAAAUAGCUGUUGGCUAUGCCACACAACCCAGCAAAUCCUUUAAUGGAAGCUCAUGUUGUGUUGUGUUCAUCUAUAUGACAUACACUAUGCUACCUUUACGUCUACGUGAGGCACUGGUGGGAGGCAUGGUACUAUCUUUCACUCAUAUUUACACCAGUUUACGUUAUGAUGAAGUUAAAAUAAAAUGGCAAGAACUAUUGUGCACAAUUUUAGCACUAUUUUUAUCGAAUCUUACUGGCAUCUACACGCAUUGGCCCAAGGAGAAAGCACAACGCAAAGCAUUCAUUGAGACAAGGCAGUGCAUUGAGGCACGUUUGCGAACACAACGAGAAAACCAACAACAGGAACGUCUUUUGUUAUCGGUGCUGCCGCGGCAUGUUGCCAUGGAAAUGAAAGAUGACAUCGCAGGACAGCCACGAGAUACACAAUUUCACAAGAUUUAUAUACAACGACAUGACAACGUCAGCAUACUUUUUGCAGAUAUUUGCGGUUUCACCAGUCUUUCGGAUCAAUGCACUGCAGAGGAAUUAGUAAGACUACUUAAUGAGCUAUUUGCAAGAUUUGAUAGAUUGGCUGCUGAGCAUCAUUGUUUGCGUAUUAAGCUGCUUGGCGACUGUUAUUAUUGUGUCUCAGGAUUACCCGAACCCCGGCCGGAUCAUGCACAUUGUGCCGUUGAAAUGGGUUUAGAUAUGAUUGAUGCCAUAGCACUGGUGCGUGAGGUUAUGGCCGUUAAUGUAAAUAUGCGUGUCGGUAUCCACACUGGGCGUGUACAUUGUGGUGUUCUGGGUCUCGUUAAGUGGCAAUUUGAUGUGUGGUCAAAUGAUGUUACGUUAGCUAACCACAUGGAAAGUGGCGGAAUUCCCGGGUAAGUGUUAUAAUCGGUUGUGGUUAAUUGAAGUUUGCUUGUUAACGUUGACGUUUUGCCGUUUUGCCAUUUUUUAAUUUGCCUUAAAAGAGAAGACACGAAAUAACUCAUUUAACACAUUGUAAAAUUUGAUUUAUUGCAUGUUGAAUUGUUGUAGAAAAUCUGUCAGUAGCUGGUAAA
Molecule: messenger RNA, 3561 nt
Organism: Teleopsis dalmanni
Lineage: Eukaryota; Metazoa; Arthropoda; Insecta; Diptera; Diopsidae
Product: GATA zinc finger domain-containing protein 14-like
Exons: 14
Coding region: 470-3385 (971 amino acids)
Biological process (GO): adenylate cyclase-inhibiting G protein-coupled receptor signaling pathway; cAMP biosynthetic process; adenylate cyclase-activating G protein-coupled receptor signaling pathway
Molecular function (GO): adenylate cyclase activity
Source: RefSeq, a predicted model, not a curated record